AUGAUAGUCGUAAGUGCGGACAGCCACAUUAAGAGCUCCAUAUUUAUAAUUGAUAUAUACAUUAACCAACUAAAUAAUUUAACAAAAUUUGUAAAAACGCUCAUUCAUGUGGAAAAAGAGAAAACAGUUUGUAAAGAAGCAUAUACAUGUACGAACAUAUGUAGCGAAAAAAAGAAUAAGGAGGAAAGGUUAUCUAACAUAAUUAAUUUAGACGAAAUAUUAGGAAACAAAACUAAGUUCACCCAUGUAAUACUAAAAGAAGCUCUUAAGCAAAUAAAAGGAAUAGAAAAAUACAAUAAAUUGAGAAAACGUUAUUCUAAAUGCUUGAAUAGGCUAAAAGAAAUUAGAUAUAAAGUAAAACUAAAAAAAAUAUUUAUUGAACAAAUUUUGAGAAAUGUUAAUAAAGAAUAUGAAAAUUUCUUAUAUGACUUAAGACAGAUAUACAUUAAAAUUAAUAGCAUACAAAUUAGUAAACUUAUCUACAGAACAGAUCUUUCCCAUCAGAAUAACGAUAAAGGAUAUAAAUCAUACAAACCUGUGAGAGAAGUAUACACUACGUUAUUAUAUAUUUUCAACCUAAAAAUAGAAGCAGCUCUAAAUUAUGUGUACAAUUUUUGUAAACACGUUAAUGAUGCAAUAAAUGCCGAAAUUACAGAAAUCUGUUCUGCCUUGUGCAGUCAGUAUGUUUCCUCCUCCGCAUAUUUCAGGAGAAGGAGGAAAUAUAUAAAAAAAAAUUUGAGGGCACUGUUUGCUUACCAGAAUAAAUCCGCACCUCGUUUCAUUAACUCAACUUGGCAGUCUAUGAAGGAUAUACCAAGUGAUGCAAACUAUGUUCAUAAGAAUUACGAAGCAUGUAGGUAUCAUACGGAAGAGAACGUAUGGUUUCAUCAAAAAAACGAAAGGAGAAGAUAUGUAAGUUAUAGUAAUAGUUACUUCCAUAUUCGUAGUACUGGCAUGCAUGGCAGUAGGAACAGUUCAUCAAGUAGCGGCGUGGGCAGCUUAAUACGAUGUAAUAAGGAUGUUUCAUAUAUUGAUAAUGAUGGUGAUAAUGAUGGUGAUAAUGAUGAUUAUAAUGAUGAUAAUAAUGAUGAUAAUAAUGAUGAUAAUAAUGAUGAUAAUAAUGAUGAUAAUAAUGAUGAUAAUAAUGAGAAUGCUGAAGAUGCGCAAAGAAAAAAGAACACCCAUCAUUUUGAAAAAGCAAACGCGAAGAAUGGAAAAAAUGAAUAUAUGAUUCCUAAUAUAGAGAAGGUUACCACCUUUAAAAAAAGAGCAAUCUAUACAUAUAAUAAACCGACGGACUCUACCGAAAUACACAAAAGCGAAGUUAAAAGGAAGUCAUCAUCAGUAGAUAACAGUGUGAAGAACAUGAAAAAAUUUAAUGUAAAUGAAAAGAGAAGAGCUUGCAUGAUUUAUGUAAGGCAAAAAAAAAGAACAGCGAAAUUGUAUAAAGAGCUCGAUCGACGUUUCAAGCAUAGUAAGAAAUUUAUUUACUUGUCCCUUCAAAGUGUUUUUGUAAAACAGGAUAAAAAAGCGAUGCUCCUUAUUACACAUGUGCUUAAUUAUUACGACAGCAUCAUCAAGUUAAAUGCCUUCUUUUACAAGUCCUUAAAAUCGUUUAUUUACGAUUAUCAGUUCUCAAGAGAAAAAGAAAGGAAGAAACAUCUUUUGAUGGAGAUAUACAUGUCUCAGUUGUCCCUCUUCCUUGGGUUAGACAAGGAUAGCUGUGUCAGUAUUACCGACCAUCUUAAUAAUAUGGAAGUAAAACAAAUUAACAAGUAA
Plasmodium malariae is the source of this 1779-nucleotide messenger RNA. RefSeq names its product conserved Plasmodium protein, unknown function. Lineage: Eukaryota; Apicomplexa; Aconoidasida; Haemosporida; Plasmodiidae. The coding region runs from base 1 to 1779 and encodes 592 amino acids. The record is from RefSeq and is a predicted model, not a curated record. The transcript has 9 exons.